UUCAUUUUUUAAACUUGACUACAAAAAGCAAACGGCAGUUGUGGUAGGGGGAAUAUAAUAAAAGUUAUCCCCAGAAAAAGCAAGCACUGACACAUUUUCACUCACACUUUAGCACCAUGAAAGCAUCUAAUAGCAUUACCAAUAAGAAAUUGAAAUCACCCAAUAACAAGAAAAUAUAUUAUUCAUCAAUGCCUAAACCUUUGUUCUUCAUCUUCAUCUUCAUCUUCUAUCUUCUUCUUCCCAUCAUAUUCAACAACAACAAUUAUCAUUAUGUCAAGUAUGUCAAAGCCAGUAACAACAACAAUCGCUACAUUUACGCGGCCUGCAGCUCUGAACCGGAAAAAUUCGAGCCAAACUCCCCUUACGAAUCAAACCUGCGCAAUCUGCUAACUUCCCUCGUAACAUCUUCCUCUCAAAGCCUCUACGGAAGCUUUUCCAUCGCCAACGAAACCUCAACAGACAUUUACGGUCUCUACCAAUGUCGAGGCGAUCUUAGGCUGAGAGAAUGUUUGGGAUGUGUUGAAAAUGUAGCCAGUCAGGUUCAAUUGGCAUGUCCAAAUGCUUAUGGUGCCAGCCUCCAGUUUGAGGAAUGCUUAAUCAGAUACGACAAAACCAACUUUCUAGGAAUGUUGGACACUGAACUCAGGUACAAGAAGUGUGGGAAAAGCGUGGGCGGAGGAGACCCGGAGUUCUUCAAGAGAAGAGAUGAUGUCUUGUUGGACUUGACAGUUUCUUCGGGGUUUCGAAUCAGCAAGGCGGGGCUGGUGGAGGGAUUCGCGCAAUGUAAUGGGGACUUAACUGCCUCGGACUGUUCGGUUUGUCUGGCUGAUGCGGUUCAGAAAAUCAAGACGGUUUGUGGGUCAGCUGAGGCUGCGGAUAUUUUCUUGGGUCAGUGCUAUGCUAGGUGUUGGGCUUCCGGUUAUUACGACUCUUCUCCAGAUUCUUCGGGCGAUGAUCAAGUUGGGAAGACGGUUGCGAUAAUUGUUGGGGUGGUGGCCGGCCUAGCGGUCCUCAUAAUUCUUCUUUCGGUUUGUCGGAAAUCACUGGCGAAAAAGUAAGCCUGGUUUACCAAGGUUCCAAUGGUUAGAAAAUGUCCAACUUGUUGGCAUCAUCAACAAUACUACUUUAUUCCAUUCCCUUCAUUUUUCAACACAAAAUAUGCAAGAAUAUUGUGAGUGGUUAUUGUACUCUUUAUGGGUGGCCUUCAAUAUUUUGAUAAAAAAAUAUUAACCAACUAUUAAAAGCUA
Molecule: messenger RNA, 1247 nt
Organism: Impatiens glandulifera
Lineage: Eukaryota; Viridiplantae; Streptophyta; Magnoliopsida; Ericales; Balsaminaceae
Product: plasmodesmata-located protein 8-like
Exons: 3
Coding region: 117-1058 (313 amino acids)
Cellular component (GO): plasmodesma
Source: RefSeq, a predicted model, not a curated record